AUGGCAUCGUCUCCGGUGCAUUCCGGCGGCCAGGCGGCCAUUCUCAAGCACACGAGAAUCAUUCUUAACACGACGUUUACAACGACACCUGUGAUGCCCUCGCUGAACGAGAAUCUGCUUCAAAGAGACGUGUUCGACUACGAUUUCAACCGCGAGCACAUCUUCUUGGAGAUCGCGGAGGCGGAGAUCGCCGCUAUGCGCAAGGCAGAGGAGGAAGAGAAGGCCGCUGUAACUCAGGACGACUCGGACGACGAGCUCGCACGACAGAGUGCGAAGCUUUCGCUGUCAGGCAGUGUGGGCAGCACGGGGCAACAAGAUGGCACACCGACUAAGCCGCGUAGUACAAGUGAAGAGGAUGUAGCAGCAGCCAUCUCGGCGUCUCUCCGCGAGUAUUAA
Messenger RNA from Phytophthora infestans T30-4, 396 nucleotides. RefSeq lists its product as uncharacterized. NCBI's taxonomy places the organism in Eukaryota, Oomycota, Peronosporomycetes, Peronosporales, Peronosporaceae. The coding region runs from base 1 to 396 and encodes 131 amino acids. The transcript is spliced from 4 exons. The record is from RefSeq and is a predicted model, not a curated record.